AUGCCACAGUUAAGGUCAGGGAAGGUGGUAACCCUCAGUGAUGUGAAGUUGGCUGAUGAGAUGCUCACCAGCCCAAGCUCUCUGGGUGCAGGGGUAGGAUGUGAGGCAGGGAUGCAACCUGCCAUGCUCUCCAACAUUCUGUGCGAGCAGUUUGCUUCUCCUGCACCCAUGCAGAAGGAGCAAGGUGAGAGUAGCCAGAGACUCCCAGGUAAAAAAAACAAGCAGAUACAAUGCAGGAGGAUUUCCAGAAUCAACAAGGGUCUAGAGCUGCCGAUUUCAGACACUGCUAUAUGUGAAGAUUUGCAAGUAGCAACUGUGGCUGCAGUCACAUGCUGGGAAAGGAGAAGGACAGAACAAGGUCAGCAGCGAUUUUUCUCAGAAACUACUUUGCAAAAUAAGUUCUUGGCAGUGACUGAAAGGAAAGAAGAGAACACAGAAGAGCUAAACCAGUCAGCAUUCCAGGAGAGUUCAGGGAUUUCGGGAGAAAAAGGCAAGUAUUCCUUUAUGGAAAUAAAAUUAUAAAUCUCAUCCUCAGAGGAGGAAAUCAAGAGCAUAGAGAGACACAGAAUUUCCUGUUUGCCAGAACCAGAGGUGCUGCAACCCAGAAACAGUACAUGUAGUACUGAAAUGAAAAGCACUAACUCCAUAAUGAUACUGAAGAUACAUCCAGAGUGCAGAAUAGGAGCAAUGAGUCUGGGGAAGAUGGACAGAAAUGCAUUGGUGUCACAGUGGCUACAGGGUUCAAGUGGCCAAGAACAACUAAUAACCAGCGGAAAGAUGCCCAAGCGUUGCAUGAAAGAAGAGCAGCAGAGCUCAAACCCUCAGGAAGGAGCAGACAGUCUGGGGGAAAUGAAGGAAGAAUGGAAAGCAAGUGAUCAAGAUUCUGGUACACAGGCUGUGAAGAAGCUUAAGACAAAUCAAAACCCAUCAGAAGAUUCUAAGGAAAAGGAACCUCACCCCUGUAAAUCUCCUGCAGUUGCUGCUUUAGGUGGGACCCAAAGCAAGAACUUUCUGUGCCAUUCUAUAACAAAACAGUCUGGUGUGCAAUAUAAAAAAAGGAAACCCAGAACUGAUCAAGUCAAAUACUUGCAAAGUUCUAGCGUGACUACAGGUGAAGGAGAGAGAAGUGUAUCUGCAAAAUGUGAUGCUGAAUGUUGCAGAAGAGCCCUAAACUAUUGCAAUGGCUUGUUCUGUGCAAGACAAAAGAAUCCAUUUGUGAGAUUAGAGGCCUGUAGUUACAUCAAUACAUUUGUGAAGUCUUCAGCUAGUGGAACUACCAGCAGUUACAAAUUGAAUAGAUUCAUCCAUGUAGACCGGGAUAAAGGAAAGCAUGUUUUUCUUGAUGGUACUAUAGAACAGAGUGAUAUGAAUUGCAGCACUACUAGAAUGCAAAAUGGAUCACCCAUAAAAGGUGGUUUAUUAUUCAAUAAACAAAAAACUCAAAACAGAGAAGAGUGUUUUUCAUGCUGUCAGAGUGAAAACAAUAAGUCUUUAAGGGGUAAAAAGUUGAAUAUUGGGAGAAAGCCUAGGAAAAAGAAAAUGACUGAGAAAUCAGCAAUGCAGAUUAUGUUCACAGACACAGCUAAUGGCAGUGAGUAUGAGUUACAAGCAGAAGCAGCACUUGCCAGGUCAGGUUCCUUUGAAGUCCUGGGACUAAAUCAUGAAGAAAUUACUCUAAAUAGUCAGGAAGCACAAAAUACAUCAGUCUGGAGAAAGAACAGUACCAAAUCACUUGCAUUUGAAGAUGGCUUUAAGAGAUCUGAGCUCUCAGUAACAGCAGAAGAAAAUUCAAACAGCGUGGCACAUCAUUCUGCUGCCUCAGCUAGCCUGAAAUUGCUAGCUGAUGAGGUCCACGGUGUUUCUAACAGUCACAAAAGCAGGACAGUUAAAAAAUUAAACAAAGUUAAUAAGAAAUUGCAUCAGAUUACCUGUCAAAGAGCAGUACCUAUGACUGGUAAAAAUGUUUGGCCUUUUGAAUCUUGUGCCAGGACUUCUGAAUGGGUUCAUAAAAAUCUUGGGUCUAGCUCAGAAGGAAAAAGACUUGUAAGGGCCACCUUCAAGGAAUCCUCUGAUCAAAGCAGUGUUGAAACUGUGGGAAGCAAUGCUGUGACUGAGAAUUUGAGACAGUUGGAUUUGCCUAUGUCAUUGGAAGAAAUUAACAAAGAAUCUACAUGCAAAGUAAUAGAUUCAGAUACUGAAUGUCUGACUUCACUUGAAACAUCAGGCUUGUCUCCCAUGGAUAUUGAUGAAACUUUGAGAAUGAGCAGUGAAAAUGUGGAAUCCCCCAUUGAUGCAGAUAGAAGUGCUGUGGCUUUUAGCCGUGAUGAUGUGCAAGAAGUUAAAGCAACCUUGAAUUUUACAAGAACGCAAAAAAAUAAAAAAAAAGGAACUGUAACAAAAAGAAACCUGUCUGUGGCAGUCCGGAAAGGUACAUCUACACGUGACACACACAGAAAGAACUUUAGCAGGAAGACAUCAGUAGUGAAAGAGACGUUUUCUGAUUUAAAGCUAAUGAAAGUAUUAAACACUGAAAACCUGAAAAAAUUCAAAAUUCCUUUAUGCAGAAACAAACCUGCAUCCAGGAAAUUGGAAUCUGUCUGUUCAUUGGAAACAAAAACCUUUAGUCCACUAGAGCUUUUUGACAGCAGUAGUGUUUCAAGAAAGCAGAAGAUGGGUGAAGAGACUUUCUUGGUAAAAUCUGAGCAGCAGCCUCUUACUAUUGCAAGUGAUGCUACGUCUACAGCUUCGACAAAGGAAAAAGCAGAUGAGAUCAGCAGUAAGGACUUCCACCAUGACGUCCCUAAAAACCUUUCAACCUUGUCUACUCUCUCUGAACAUUCUUCUUUAUAUCCACAUCCUUUUCCUGACAGACAGCCAGAAUCACCUAUGCCUGAUUUCCAUGGUACUGAAUGUGUACUAAAAUCUAGUUUUCCUGAUCAUUCGUGGAAUGCAGUUAACCACCCUGUUGCAUUAGAAAUAAAUGAUGGUAGCAAAACAAGUGGAACUCUUUCAGAACACCAAAGUCGAAAUAUUCCAGAUAUUCUUCACGCUUAUGAGGAAGAUAUUCUUGUUAUUGAUGUGAUUCAUGAUGACCCUGACCUUUUUGGAUACAAUAAUGAAGAGAAGGUUGAACUUGUAGACUGUGAAAAUUAUUCUGAGAAGGAGUCCUACGAUAGCAUCUCCAUUAAAGAUGAAAAACAGGAUCUUAAGCCCGUGUGUCCUGUUACCUCAGAAAAUAAAGAUUCAGUAGAUGAUAAUUUUAGACACAUUACCAUGCAGGAAUCUGGAAUGUCAGAUGAUACUGAAAUUUCCUGUGAUGGGGUGCUAAAAGCUAAAGACACUAAACCCCACAACUCAUCCAGAGGAAGCAGUCCUUUUGGGAGUGUUACAGGUGUUACUGAAAGCUUUCUUGAAGAUGGGCAAUCAAGAGAAUUAGAUGAACUUCUGAAGAGUUUUGAUGUGGAUGAAAAGUUCAGGUUUGCAGAUGGAGUGCCUGAUGUUAAAGAAGAAAAAAAGGGUGAAGCUGAAAAAAGCAAUGACUGUAAAUACAAAGGCCUUGUGAACUGUGGAUUGCUAUCAGGAUUGCCACUGCCUGCCCCGAAAAUAAAUGUCCUCAGUGAAACUACAGAAAUGAAAGCCCAAACAAAUGGUAGAUUUUCAGGAGAAAGUCUUUUACUGCCAUUGCAAAAUUCUGGAGAUUUUGAGACAUGGAAGGUGGAAAAAAAUGCAAUUGCUUCUCAUUCAGUCCAGCAGAUCCUCGAGAUGAUUGAAUUGCCCCGUAAAUAUUGCAGAUUUUAUUUCAUGACUUUGCGGGGCUGUGAAAGAGCAAAAUGUUGGUUUUGGCAUGUUCCUGAACAAGGAGAUGAAAAGGUUUGCAUGGCAAUACUUAGAACAUACAUUACUAUCAAAGAAUCAGGCCUUCUGAAACGUGCAGUCCAGAUAUUUGUGAAAUAUUACAGAGAAGUUACUCCUGGUGUGUUUUUUGCUUCUCAAGUGCUGAAUGAUCUUCUGGUUUCUCUACUCAAGAAAUCUUUGUUGCAUGAAGUAUUUCAGAUAUUGAAUGUAACUGUAAAAAUCAGUACACUGCCGGCUGUAGAUGUUCUUCUGAAAGUUUUUGAGCAUGUGGCUUCUUUGAAUAUAAGAGACGCUGUGCCUACGUUAAUCAGUACCUUUUGUAAGCUCAUCGGUGCUGGUAUGUUCCUUGAGUCUGCACAUUUUGACUGUAUUAUUAAGUUCCUUCACCAAUUGAAAGUUUCCAGUCAGGAGCUAAAUACGGUUUUGAACAUAAAAUCCAGAUUUCAGGAAAAACAUUUUGAAAAGAACUGGGUUUUUGACUUCAACUUGGCAGUGGCUGAAAUUCAGCACUGCAAGGAAAAAAAAGAUUGGGUCAAGCUGGGAGCUUUGUUUGUUAAUGCAAGAACUGGCUGUGAACAUUCUGAUGAUCUUCAGAAAUUGUCUUUAUGUAUUGCUGAAAUACUAACCAAAGACUCUGAGACAGACCAACUAGAAGUUCCUUUUUGUGACUUUGCUGAUGCAGUAGCAAAAAAUUCACAACAUAAUGAAGCAGACAGAAUUUUCACUGGAAGGAUUGGGAUAAGUGUAAUAUAUUCUUAUCACAAAGUACUUCAGUGGAUAAAGGGAAGGAAGGUUUUGGAUAAGUUGCGUGAGCUACAGAUACAUUUUACAGUCUUGAAAGGACUCAUAGGUGCAGAGAAGUUAGCAUCAAGAUGCCAAAUUGUUAAUAAAGCUGCAGAAAUUUAUCUUAAAACAGGAAGUUUGGAUGGAGCAACAUGGGUAUUGAGAGAGUCAGAGUGGAUCACAAGUACACUGUUGUGGCCCUGUGAUAAAAUGGACAUCCUCAGUCGACAUAAUCUGUUAUGUACACUAGUGCACAAAUACUUGAAGAAGAGUUUAUACAGGCAGGCAUUGGAAGUUCUGCAGAACUUGCCAGGUUUUCAGAAUAAUUCUGAUACUGUAGAUGUUUCUCAGUACAGCUGCCUUUUUAACAAACUUAUAAGUGCCUGUUUUGAGAGCAAGAACCUUGGGGUCUCAUCUUCUGCAGUAGACUUCAUGCUUUCAAAAAACAUAGCUAUUGAUUUUUUUUUACUUAGACAAUUAAUUACAGCUUUGGGAAGAAGUUCUUUGUGGUCUAAAGCUAGGACCUAUUACAAAAGUGCUUUAUCAUUGGGUUGCUACCCAGCAGCACUGCAGGGACAAUUGUAUCACAAACUUCUGAUGAUUCCGUCUUACCUAUCAGAGGUGGAGAUGCUGUUGGCCAUUGAAAUAUUUCUUGUUUCAAAUGCCAGUGAUAUUCAAAGUCCAAUGGCUACUAGUCAGACUCUUCAAAUAAUACUGAAAAGAUGUGCACAUCAGACAGUUCAGAAUAGCAGUGACUACCAGGCAGCAGCGGAGAGACUGAUACAGGCUGCUCGUUUAUCUGAUCCAAAGCUUUUUCUUAAGCAUAUGACAAUGAAUGUUAAUAUGGAAGAAGUUUACAGCUUGGAGCUUACAUCUGCUCUAAAGUGGCUUCAGGAGAAUAUGAAAUGGGCUGGGAAGGUCUGGCUGUUUCAGUAG
This is a messenger RNA of Melopsittacus undulatus (budgerigar), 5574 nucleotides long. RefSeq names its product testis and ovary specific TOPAZ 1 (gene TOPAZ1). Gene Ontology annotation, biological process: spermatocyte division. The record is from RefSeq and is a predicted model, not a curated record. Lineage: Eukaryota; Metazoa; Chordata; Aves; Psittaciformes; Psittaculidae. Gene Ontology annotation, molecular function: protein binding.